Molecule: messenger RNA, 1233 nt
Organism: Suillus plorans
Lineage: Eukaryota; Fungi; Basidiomycota; Agaricomycetes; Boletales; Suillaceae
Exons: 4
Coding region: 1-1233 (410 amino acids)
Biological process (GO): vacuolar transport; metal ion transport; ubiquitin-dependent protein catabolic process
Cellular component (GO): Golgi apparatus; perinuclear region of cytoplasm; endoplasmic reticulum
Source: RefSeq, a predicted model, not a curated record
AUGUCUGCACAUUACGCACCGCUGCCAACGCAGCAGUCAUCACGAGAUGUUGAUCGUGAACUCAACGACGCCUUUGAGUCCGACGCCGAUGAUGAUGAGGAUUACAUUGAACGCUCUCCAUCUAAUCGUCCGCAUGCUGAGACCCUCGCAGAUCCCCCCAAAAGCACGCCAGGUAGUACGACAAUUCCUGGAAUUUAUGACUUUGAGCGGAAUUACGAUUACGACCGUCCGCCCCCUGGUUCUCCCCCACAGCUUCUAGCGACUGCUUUACCCAACGAUAUUGGCAAUUCGAACGGCGAAUUACCAACCUCUCCUUUGGGAACGACAUUACCACGACCAUCAUUCUUGCGCAGGGCAGUUGGGGCUAUCUUACCUACUCACUAUGUCCGCGUACCGACCGACGAACCACCUGCUGGGGUGAGAGGUGGAGGGAUACAGAAUGAUGGAGUGUUCUCAAAUGUUGUCGUCAAACCCGCCUCCUCAGUCUCGGUGCCAAUACAAACUGAUGAUGGCAGCAUCUACAUGGUCCCUGAGGACACGCAGAACAAUGCUCCACCCUCUUAUGCGACAGCCCAAGCAGAUGCUGUACCCCCGUAUUGGGAUACUAUCAUACACGCUCCUUCCGGAAUGGAUAGCGAUGCUGGGAUGAUUGUCGGCGAUCUUCCCUCGGGCUCCAUCCUCGCAUUCAUUUCGAACCUCUUCGUCUCAUUUUUCUUCCAGUUCAUCGGCUUCCUCCUCACAUACCUCCUCCACACUACACACGCCGCAAAGUAUGGCUCGAGAGCUGGCCUUGGGUUAACAUUGAUCCAAUAUGGCUUUUACUCUCGUUCUGCAGCAGAUGCCAUGCGUCCCACGGCUGAUGGCAAUGGCGUUCCUGAUGUUCUCAUGCUAUCCGCACCGCCUUCAUCUUCAUCCUUGGCUCCCAUGCCUCAGGAUACCAAUACCAAUACCAUUGUUCUCAACAUGUCUUCACGAGAGUGGCUAUCAUUUCUUUUGAUGACUCUCGGUUGGUUUUUGCUCCUUUCCUCUUUGGUCGGUUUCUGGCGUGUGAAGAACUGGGAAUCUGCCAUCCGUGCCUCAAGUGCACACGAGCCCCAAUCACCUGAGGAUAUUGCUCGUGACAUCGCAGCGAGGAGAAAUAUUGAGCAGGCGUUCGAUAUCGCACCGCUUGAAGAGACCACGACACAACAGGAGCAUGCAGAGGCAGAUUUGCGAGCUGCACAUUUAUUGUGA